This is a messenger RNA of Rosa chinensis, 1387 nucleotides long. RefSeq names its product phosphopantothenate--cysteine ligase 2. Gene Ontology annotation, cellular component: nucleus; cytoplasm. Gene Ontology annotation, biological process: coenzyme A biosynthetic process. NCBI's taxonomy places the organism in Eukaryota, Viridiplantae, Streptophyta, Magnoliopsida, Rosales, Rosaceae. Gene Ontology annotation, molecular function: phosphopantothenate--cysteine ligase activity; microtubule minus-end binding. The transcript has 13 exons. Bases 10 to 1092 code for a protein of 360 amino acids. The record is from RefSeq and is a predicted model, not a curated record.
ACAAUAACAAUGGUGGUAAAGGUCCUUUUGGAUCGGUUCCUGUUAUUCAAGAGGGAGAUUAUACUUUAUAUGCAUGCUUACAACCCAGAUGAGGAGUAUGCAGAGGUAGAAUCCAGAUUGCGUUCACAUUUGGAAUCUUUUCUAGAAACUGCAAGAUCAUUCAAUAUGAUUUACACCAAGGGUUAUGCAUAUAUACUCAAGCAGCCUGGAAUACCUUCCGUUUCCUAUGACCACUUCUAUGAUUCGGGUGAUUUCAUUCAUGAUCAGAUUGUGAAACUGGAAAAUUUCAAAAUGGCUCUAACAAAUGGGUUGGAAAUUCCUAAAGAAGUGCUAGAAGCAGAAAUCAAAUCCUUUUUUGACUCGGCUCCUCCUUUAAAGAACAGAGAUGAUGUCAGUGAAAAACUUGAGGCAUUUGUUAAAAAGAAUUCGCAGCCUUCUGGAAAUGGUGGAGCUAGGAGGGUGGUUUGUGUAACCUCUGGUGGUACCACGGUUCCUCUGGAGCAACGAUGUGUUCGCUACAUUGACAACUUCAGCUCAGGUCACAGAGGAGCAGCUUCCACAGAGUACUUUUUGUCAGUUUUGAAGGCAGGCUAUGCUGUUAUCUUUCUUUAUCGGAGGGGAACUUGCCAGCCAUAUUGCAGAUCUCUUCCCGAUGAUCCGUUACUUAAAUGUCUGGAAAUUGUGGACGAGUCAAACAUUCAAGUACACCAGUCCCAUUCACAAGCAGUGGGGAGUGCUAUCACGAAGACUCAUGCUGCAGUGGAAGACGGCCUCUUGCUGAAACUUCCCUUUACAAUAAUAUUUGAGUAUCUCCAGUUGUUGCAGAUGGUUGCGUUUACAAUGCGAAGGAUUGGACCACAUGCCAUGCUAUAUCUUGCAGUAGCAGUAUCUGACUUCUACGUCCCUUGGAAGAGCAUGGCAGAGCACAAAAUUCAGUCAGGGUCUGGUCCAUUGGAUAUGCGACUUGUUCAGGUGCCAAAGAUGCUCUUAGUGCUGAGGAAAGACUGGGCCCCCAUGGCCUUCUGCAUAUCAUUCAAGCUAGAAACAGAUUCAAAGAUCCUGUUAGAGAAGGCUGAUAUGGCUCUUAGAUGAACUUGAAGACUUGGGAGGAGUGCUUGUUCACCCGGUCUAACAUGAACUUCUCGGGGUGGCCUUUCUGACCCGAAGAGACGAACUCGUAGGUCUCUCCUAUCACCGGGUAGCCGACGUUACCCGGCGGGAGGUUGUUGCUGGUGAACUGGGAUCUGUGCCUGUAGAAAAGCACCAAGAGAGAGAUUGCCAGAAAGGAAACAAAGCCCAAGAGGAGGGUGAUGGGUUGGAAAUAAUAUUGCUCCAUCACCAUGGUUUUGAGAGCUGAGGAGGAUCUUUGGAGUUUGUUUGAAUGGUU